Plodia interpunctella (Indianmeal moth) is the source of this 7161-nucleotide messenger RNA. Its product is annotated as cell adhesion molecule DSCAML1-like. The coding region runs from base 338 to 5296 and encodes 1652 amino acids. NCBI's taxonomy places the organism in Eukaryota, Metazoa, Arthropoda, Insecta, Lepidoptera, Pyralidae. Gene Ontology annotation, molecular function: protein binding. Gene Ontology annotation, biological process: cell-cell adhesion. The record is from RefSeq and is a predicted model, not a curated record. The transcript has 37 exons.
ACGUGAAAUGGGAAAAAAGUUAAAUAUGUAUGAGUGCGGGUAAAUAUAUAAAUCGGUAUAUAGCGUUUAUAUAAAAUAGAUGGAGAGAGAGCGUUGCUGCGCUGGGCUCAGUCGCGCGCGAUCCUGGCGCGGUGUGCCCGCGCUCCGCUCCGCUCCGGUACCCCGCAUGUCUUUUUGGCGCGAUCAUUUAUCGCGAAACCUCAUAGUGAAUAAAAUAUUUUUUUUUAUAAAGACUUUAUGUACUUUGAUCUAUUUAUGUAAGAACGGUGAUAAUGUGACUCAAUUUCAGACACUUUGAACAUUAAUCUGAAAGUUUUUUGAACUUGAUUUUACCAACAUGGUGGCGAUUGUUGUAAUGACCAUUUUAGGGUUGUUACUCGGCCCCCAGCCCGCCUGCUCUGGCGACCCCCCCGCCUCACCACCCCUCGGAAAACGGUGUAGGUGGGUGGAGGGUGGCACACUUCAUCGAUGGGGGGACACAUAUGUUCCGAAUCUUCUCAGUCGGCCCGUUUGGACUAUGACGCGUCGUGGCAAGACCACCAACGCGUCGUGUCAACAUAUCAACGGCACGAGGCACAACAAAUUGGCGUCAAAUAUAAUAAACACAAGUUCUCCCGUUAACGUCAGCGAAGACGUAUCAGCUGGAGUGGGUCUCAUCAAACUCACAACGCCGAAAAGAGGUUUUGUGUGCGAGACGCCAUUAUUAUGCAGGGAAAUUCAAUCAAGAGACAGGACCCACUACCUUUACCAGUUUCACAAUUCGAAAACAAGUGGAAUAAUGGGAUGUAACACAGUAAAAGAUUUCAAAGGAUUUCAUAAUAUGGUUAUGUGGUGCUCAUUAGGCAAGAAAACAGGGGCACGCUUCAAACGAAAGCGCUUAAAGCGCUCAGCGGACACUCGGCCGGAGUUGGUGUACACAUUCAUCGAACAAGCUGUGCAGCCCGGGGCGCAGGUGGCGCUGAAGUGCUCCGCGGUGGGGGACCCGCCCCCUAGAUUCCGAUGGACGCUUGACGGACAAUCCAUCCCAACACAUCACGGUGCAAUGGUGACAGAAGGCCGGGAGAGUGGGCCUACAGGUCUAGGUUCCAGCAACAACUAUGUGCUGUCGACUCUGUCGCUCAGCGGGGCUCGGGUCGAGCACGGAGGCCGGUACGAGUGCCGAGCUACCAACUCCCACGGCAGCGUGGCUCAUGCGGCAAGACUCAACGUUUAUGGUUCCCCGUACAUCCGCGCCAUGAAUCUCGUAAAAGCCGUGGCGGGAUCUGAUGUCACAAUCUGGUGUCCUUAUUAUGGAUUUCCAAUAAAGUCUGUGAAAUGGGAAGGCGGCGCGGGCGCAGACCCCCGGUACCAGCAGCUGGACGGCCAGCUGACCAUCAGCAACGUGGACCGCGACCGUGACCGGGGCGCCUGGACCUGCUCCGUGCUCACUCCCGGAGGGGAACUGGCCAAACGAGAGGUCCAAGUAAGCGUGGUGUCUCCCCCCGUCAUAUCCCCUCUGGUAUUUCCCCCUGGACUAAGGGCGGGUGAUCGCGCGCAGCUCACAUGCAGUGUGACCUCUGGAGACAUGCCGGUCUACUUCUCCUGGCUAAAAGACCAGAUGCCUAUCUCAAGUAUAUUACAGGUAGACGAGAGAGGGGCGGAAUUCUAUAGCAUGUUGAUAUUCAAAAGCCUGACGGCUGCGCACAGCGGUGUAUACACCUGCGUGGUUACCAACACUGCGGGCAAAGCCAACACUUCAGCCGAAUUAGCUAUUAAAGUGCCUCCGUAUUGGCAAAUCGAGCCGUCUGACGCGGCUGUGCUGCUAAAUGGUUCGCUGACGGUGAGCUGUGAAGCGCGAGGACAUCCGACGCCUGCUAUUUACUGGACUAAAUUUUCGGGUUCAGCAGAGACAACCCAACUUGGUGGGGUUUCGGACCCAGUGGUUCUGAGCAACGGGUCGCUGCGGCUUGAAGCGGCCCGGGCGGAACAUUCUGGAAAAUACCGGUGUCGAGCGGAUAACGGAGUGGCACCUGCGCUGUCGAAGACGCUCACUAUACAUGUUAAUGAACCAGCACGUUUCGAGACGCCAUCAGCUAACGUGACAGCGAAGUUAGGGGAGACCAUCCGUCUGGUGUGUGUGGCGAGGGGGGACAGCCCGCUGUCCACCGCGUGGUCCCACUCGGGCAGGGCCCUACCGAACUCCGAUUAUAGAAUGAGCAUAUCAGAGACGCGAAGUGCGGAGGGCCUGCGCAGUGAGCUGAUGAUAGAGAGGGCUGACAGGAGGGACUCCGGGGUGUACCGCUGCCAAGCCUCCAAUCCCUUCGGGAGGUCCGACCAUUUUGUACAUCUUGCUGUGCAAGAACCCCCUGAACCGCCAUCAAACUUCCGCGUGGUGGAGACCACCUCACGGUCGGUCCGCCUCCAAUGGCGGCGGCCAUAUGACGGCAACUCCCCUGUAUUGGGCUACGUCCUACAGUACCGGCGACAUGAUGCCAGUGGCGCAGAUUCCUGGAGAGACGCUGACACACAUAAUGUGUCGGUUUCCGCAUAUCCUAUGGAAUCAUACAAUACAGAGACGGAAGAAGCAACGAUAUCGAGUUUAGAACCAGCUACAGCAUACCUAGUACGAGCCAGGACGGUGACAGCCCAGUUUGCAUCAGUCCACACGAGAGCAUUACUUGCCCUGACGCUUCAUGAACCACCAGCAAGGGCGCCUAUAAGCCUGAGGGCUUCUGCUCCUCGACCAUCCACGAUAGAGCUGGCCUGGCAGGCACCUCCGUCAUCAUCAUGGAACGGCGAAUUGCUAGGCUACACCGUCUGGUGGUGGCCGUCCGCUGACGGCUCCCUCUCCGGUGGCGCUAAUGUGGGCAUGGAGUUUGCUACUGUCAGGGGACUGAUCAACAAGUAUACGAUAGAAGGAUUGGAACAUUAUACAAGGUACUCAGUGAGUGUGAGAGCGUUCAACAGCGCAGGCGCUGGUCCUGCAACGUCACCUGUCAAUACUUUGACGCAAGAGAGUGUACCAUUGGAGGGCCCACGCGCAGUGCGAUGCCGCGCAGUGUCACCACAGAGUAUGAAGGUGGAGUGGUCCCCGCCGCCGGCGCACGCGCACCACGGUGCGCUGCUCGGCUACAAACUGCUGUACCGCCCCCAACAUACGACAGAUUGGCUGGAAUGGGAAGUGCGAGGCGGUGGUAGUACAGGCACAGGGCUUGGUGCUGAAGUGAAGCGUGUAGCGGGCGUCGAGACACUACUGCUUGCACUUAGACCACACACCAAUUACACAGUGCAAGCCCUCGCGUACACUGCCGCAGGCGAUGGAGUACCCGCUCAUUCUAUACAUUGUACCACACAACAGGACGUCCCGGGUCCACCUGCAGCGGUAAAGGUGGUAGCAACAUCUGUAACUUCACUAGCUGUAAGCUGGCUGCCCCCAAGUAGAGCAAAUGGACCAAUCUUAUAUUAUACCAUAUUUUAUAGAGAAUUGGGAAGGGAGAGACCACCACAAACAACUACCGUACAAGCUGAGAACGGAGAUGCUUUAGUGGGUCUUGGAGGGUCAACUGAAUUAAGGUCCCUGUCUGAAGGAGCUACAUAUGAAGCUUGGGUCGCAGCCCACUCAGCGGCUGGCGAAGGAGAACCGUCGGCUCCACAGCCUGCCACCACAACACCAAGGGCAGGAGCAAGGCUUCUCUCAUUUGGCGUGUGGACUCGAGUACGGUGUGGCCAUUCACUACGGCUAGCCUGUGUUUCUCGGGGGGAACCAGCACCUAGGUCCCGUUGGUUAAGAGGAGACAGAGCGGUGACCCACGACCCUAGGACACAUCUUACUCCUCAUGGUCAUCUCGCAAUUUAUGAAGUUGAUGCGUCAACGAGCGGUAACUACACAUGUUCAGCGCGCAACGCAUUUGGUUCAGAAGAAGUAACGUACCGCGUAGAGUGCGCCGCUCCGCCAUCCGCGCCCGCUCUCAACUUAGACCACGCUUCACAUAAAGAAGCGAAGUUGACGUGGCGGAUCACACACCAUCCUGCCGCGCCGCCACACGGUUUCACAAUCUGGUGGGUCCGUGUAAGAGAUGACUCCGGCGAAGGCAUAGAGCCGGCCAGUACGAGAGGAGAGGAAGAAAGAAGACUAGAGGCUGGUGGGGAGGCAGCUAGCGUAGUCCUUAGGGCUUUGUCCUGUGGCGUGACCUACUCUGUGAGGGCAGUCGCCCAUUCGAGAGCUGGGCCUUCGCCGCCCUCUGUCCCAUUGUUAGUUAGAACCAAACCACCAGUGUUAGUAUGGGAAGGUGGAGGGGAGCCGGAUAACCAAGAAGAAGGUGCAGAAGCAGCAGUGUGGAGCAACAGCAGUGCAUUGGCAGUGGAUGCUCGCCGAGCAGUGCGGUGCGGCGCUCGGCUCGUCAGGCUGCAGUGGAGGCGAGCUGACGCGGGCGGCGCCGCUACUUGGAGAGAAGCUGACCUGACUUCACUGCAUCAUCAUCGAGAAGUGGUUAUUAGCGGACUAACUGCGGGUGCGUGGUACAGUCUUCGUUUAUGGACCGCCACAGAAUCUAGUCGGCACCAAGCUAUACUGUACGCAGCCACUACCACGCAUUCAGGUGAGCGUCUCCGUAGACCUGUGGCUUUCCAAUCAGAAGGUGGGCAAGUGAUAACUACUGGCAAUACAUCUGACGAUGAACACGUGCUAGGAGCAGUUUCAGUGGCUUUCGCUGCGCUGGCGGCUUUGGCUGUUACAGCUCUCCUUCUGGUCUUACUUGCUAAAAGGAGUACACUGUUCCCGUGCAGUGGACCUCCGGAUGACGAGACCCGUCGGUGUAGUCACUCGGCAGCCAGCACCGACAAGUCCGUGUGUCCGGAGCAGCAGAACAUGAGAAAUUGUCAGCACGACUACAAACAUGACAAGUUAUCACCCGCUUCUGAUGUAUAUGAAAUAAGUCCAUACGCGACUUUCGCCGUGGGAGGCGAGACAACCGCUGCUACCUUGGACCACACGCUGCAAUUUAGAACAUUUGGCCAUCGCGACAACGACGCACCACCACACCGGCCAUGUAGGAAACAUCCUCAAAGACAUCGUGAUAGGGCUGAUGUGGAGAAGCAUCAUUCCGAUUGUGAACUCCAGCAACUAAGCCGAUAUGAGAAGGUGCGGCCGCGACACUGCGCCGGAACUUCUUACUGCGUCCCUCUCGCGCAUCACGGUGGCGGCAGCGGGGGCGGGGGAGGUAGUGCGGGCGGUUUCUCCGAGGUGUACGCGGGGGACUCCAGCGCAGAGUCCGGCCCUGGGUCGCUGUCCCCGCGUACCCACCACGAACACAGCUAGCGCCGUGCAACCCGUGCACAAACUUGAAUAUCGAACGCGUUUUAUAGAAAAUAAAAAUGUCGACAAACCUGAGUGCAGCCCUGCUUCAUUUAAAAACUCGACUUACACAACCAUGUAUUGAAUCGUGAAAUCAUUCCAUAUUGUAAUUUUUCAAUUGUUUUUCUCGUAUUCAAUCAUAAGUUUUGACUAGGUUUUUUUCUAAGGCCAUAUUAUUGUCGAUCGAGAUAUUAAUUAGGUUCUCUCAAUAAGUGGAUCCGACGCAGUGUUUCGUAAAAUUGUGUCAAAGAUGAUGUGCCAAUGCUUUAUAUUAAAAAUUUUCAUAAAAAAAUUAACGAAACAAUACUUACCUAAACCUACAAGAUAUAUGAGAUUAUUUAUAAUUUCGUUUAAAAUUAAAAUAACGAAAAAAUAUAAAAACCUGAGAGAACAUAAGAACGAAUAGAAGGGAACAAAUUGUAUGGUAAGUGGAACGGAAAAUAAAUUAAAACAUAAUUAAAAUGUAAGGGAACAUAAUUAGAUUCCUUUUGAUACCGGCCUAAGGCUAUAAACGACAUUGAUACGAAUCCCAAGUCGAUAAAAAUUUUAUCGGACUAAUUUAUUGGAAUUCUCUGCCAAAUUUGCUCUUUGUUGAAAUUUGAUCUUUUAUUAGGUAUUAUACUGGUAAGUUAAAAUAAUAUGCAGUGCUGAAAGUAGGUAUGAUUUCUUUAGGCAAAUAAUAUGCUCUGUUUUUGUAAUAUUUCUUUAUCUAUGCCUAUACGUUUAUGUGAAUUCGCAACGAUUUAAUAUAUGAUGAAUUAAUUAAAACUUAUGUCUGCAUACUCUACCUAACUCAGAUUAGGUACUCUGCCAAAAUACUCUGCCAAAAACUCACUGACUUUGAUGCUAUUGAUAGAAACAAAAUAGUUACGUACUAAUACCUUACUUCGUACUUUUCAAAUAUAUUAAGUAGUGAGUUUUUUACCAUACCGCAUAUAAAAUUUCAUACCCAUUACGUAAUUUGUGAUGUUGGUUCAUGGUAUUGUUCUUGAAUAAAAUUUAGUAUUUUACACUGCCAUACCAUACGAAAUAAAAUAAGUUUUUAGUCAUCUUGAUAUCUUUUUUCUACAGUAACUUUAACAAAUUAAUACACUCUACUAUUAUAAUAUUUAAGUAAAUAUUAUAAUAUAAUAUUUAAGUAAAUAUUAUAAUAUAUUUUUUGUUUUAAUUUAAUAGACCUACUUCUGAAAAUUCGAAGCUUUGGAAAUUGUACAUUAUGUUCUCAGUACAUAAAUGUUCUUAGUUUGUUUCUAGACCACACGGAGACCCGAGUAUAUAACUGCUCGUUUUCACAAACACAGAGGUACAAAAGGUACUUAUGUAGGUACUAUGAAUAAUGUUUGUAAAACUUUCCCGCUUUGAACACAUAACAACAUACAUAAAUUAACUUACUAAUUGUAUUAUAUUGAAACGUCAGCAACAUUAAAUUAAAAAAGGUUCGUACUAAGUCUCUUUAAUUUAAUAUCUGUAGUUAUGUGUACCUAUGAGUGUGGAUCAAAAAGAAACUUCACAUAAUAAUGUAGAUAAAUUCAGAAAGGAUCAUAUAAAAUCUGGACAAUGUUUUGUUUUUAUGUCUCACUAAAUAGUUGUUAGUUAGUCACGUUCAUGUCAAAAUUGAAAGAUCUACGUAGUUAAUGUUGUAAAUAGAAGUUAUUCUAGUCAGACUGAUAUAUAAUAUCUACUUUAAUUCGGAGCUUACAUUUUGUAAAUAAAUGUAGAUAUCAAACUUAGUCAAUUUUUAUUGAAUGUUUUAUGACAAUAUGAUUGUAAUUUGUAAAUAAUAAGUUAUGAUAUCCAUGUGAGAAACUGGUUAUAAAAUAUAUAUAUUU